CUGUCCUCUUCCCUACUUCGCAGCCUAACAAGCCGGGUAGGACCGGUUCUUUCCGGCUCCUGCUCCCUGCAGCCCUGAGCCACACCCGUCCCCCCAGCCCACCGCCAGGUCCGAACCACCGUAACUUCCAAACCCGGAAGUUACACGUGGCCGUGCUUUUGCGCAACUUCCGGCGGGUCUUCCCUGGGAACUCGACUCGGGAGUGCCGGGGAUCGCUGUCUGUUUCUGCCUCGGCUCCAUCACCCCCUCCGCGGCCCGAAGCCCCCUGAGCAGGAGCCGGAUCAUGAGCGUGUUGAGCGGCCUGGCCUCCGAGCCGCGCACCCCGCUGUCCAGCAAGGCCAGGAUGAAAAGGCUCCCGAGGAAGAGCCAGAACGAGAAGUACCGGCUCAAGUACCUGCGGCUGCGCAGAGCCGCCAAGGCCACCGUGUUUGAAAAUGCUUCUAUCUGUGAUGAAAUUGCUCGUCUCGAGGAAAAAUUUCUUAAAGCAAAAGAAGAAAGAAGAUACUUGCUGAAGAAGCUCCUCCAGAUUCAUGCUCUGACUGAAGGGGAACCACAGGCUGCCGCUCCUUCCCACAGCUCCAGUUUGCCCCUGGCUUAUGGUGUCUCCAGCUCCGUGGGAACUAUCCAGGGAGCUGGGCCCAGCACUGGGGCCGAGGAACCACUUGCGAAGAAAUCCAAGAAGGAGAAGAAAGAGAAGGGCAAGGAGAACAGCAAACUGGAGGUUCUGAAGAAAACAUCCAAGAAAAAGAAAAUGGAGGGAGGGGCUCGCAAGGUGGUUCGACCCAUUGCCCUGGAUCCUUCAGGACAGCCUGUGUUCCCCAUCGGACUAGGGGGCCUGACCGUGUAUAGCCUGGGGGAGAUCAUCACCAACCGGCCUGGUUUCCAUGACGAGAAUGCCAUCUAUCCUGUGGGCUACUGCAGCACCCGAGUGUAUGCCAGCAUGAAGUGCCCAGACCAGAAGUGUCUGUACACCUGUCAGAUCAAGGAUGGCGGCGUACAGCCUCAGGUACUCACUGCCUUUUACCAGUGGGUGAAAUUUGAUGCGUGCAAACCCAGGAAGGGGCAGCUCUCUCAGGAACUCCCAGAGAGCGAUGGAGCUAUGAGCCUUGAACCCUUUCAGACACAGACGUUUGAUGACGACCAUGAUGGUUCUAUUCUGCCAGGCUCCCUGGAUCUCCCCGAGCUUCAGCAUGAGGCCUUUGUGUCAUCUUACCAGCCAGAGUUCCUGACUCAUGAACCCUUGGUUGACACUGACCUGCAGGACCUGAAGUCUCCAUCCCAGUGUAGCCCAAUGCAGUCCUCGGAUUGAACAGGAAAGAGGUGGAGCCCACUUCCUUCUCCUCACUGUGAGUUUUACUAAAACUCACUCUGUGGAAGAAGGCAGCAGCCCAGAAACAGAGAAGAUACACGUUUAAUCAUGGAUGUUUCUGUGCUGACAGUGCGCCCCAGGGUAAACCUCAGUUGCUUUUAUUUUUAGUAAUAAAUAUAUCUUGGCAGUUCCA
Molecule: messenger RNA, 1502 nt
Organism: Grammomys surdaster
Lineage: Eukaryota; Metazoa; Chordata; Mammalia; Rodentia; Muridae
Gene: Fyrd1
Product: transforming growth factor beta regulator 1
Exons: 7
Coding region: 284-1309 (341 amino acids)
Biological process (GO): regulation of cell cycle
Cellular component (GO): nucleus
Source: RefSeq, a predicted model, not a curated record